This is a messenger RNA of Seminavis robusta, 1461 nucleotides long. Lineage: Eukaryota; Bacillariophyta; Bacillariophyceae; Naviculales; Naviculaceae. The record is from the annotation of a GenBank genome assembly.
AUGCUGAAACUGUGUCAAGCAGCAUUGGGGCCUCUUGCAGCCAUUCCUGAUCCCAAGGACCUGGAGGGAAUCCACUAUGAAUUUGUAUCCCCUGAUACCCCUGAUACCCCUGAUACCCCUGAUACCCCUCAUCACCCAGUCCUCUUUAUUCCAGGAUUUUUUGGCACUCAGCUGGAGACAAAGCUAACCAAUCGAGAGAAACCACACUGGUGGCUUCCCUGCAACUUGUGCCCCUCUACUACGUCAAAGUAUGAGAAAAUAUGGAUCAUUCAAAAUGCAGCCAUUACCCUUCUUCCUUACAUCAUUGAUUGCUAUGCCGAGACCAUGAUGCUCAAGUGGAAAUUUACUAGCAGCAGUGAUGGUGAUGGUGAUGGUAAUGGUAGUCCUCAGAAAAUGAACUACCAGCCGGGCAUUGAUACUCGUACAAGGCAUACCUUUCAGAGUGUCAUGGAACUAGAUCCCAAAACCCCCCUGUACACGUACUACGUCCAAUUCCUCACGGAAGCCUUUGGAUAUCAACCGGAUCAACAAAUGAUUGCUCAGGCGUUUGAUUGGAGAGCCGGACCCGAAACAUGGAUGCAGCCAGGACAAGAAUUUGAUCAAAUGAAGACAAAAAUUGAACAAGCUGUGCAUCGGAAUAAUGGGCGUGGCAUUGUCGUCAUGUCCAUCUCGGCAGGAGUUCCCUUCUUUGCUCUGUUUCUCAAUCAACGCGUCGACCAAGCCUGGAAAGACCGCCACAUUCAUGCCUUUUUUGCAGUAUCACCCGUGCUCUCGGGAACCGUCCUGGCACCCAUGCAAUAUCUGAGUCUGCAACACAAUAGCAUCUUUCCCGACUCGAUUCCUCAUUACGUGGUGGAAACACUGUCGCGCAUCAUUCGAACCACCUCGUCCGUCUCGUGGUUCUUUCCUCAUCCCGAUGCUUUCCACGACAAGCGACAAGCCAUCAUUACGACACCCACAAGAGAAUACCACGCGCACGAAUUGGACCAAGCAUUGCUGGAUGCCGGAUACGAGGAACAAACCAAAUUGUAUCACCACAAUCGACCAUACUACGGAGGCACCCACUUGGUCCCGGGCGUGACAACGUAUUGUCUGUCUGGCUAUGGUAUUCUGACCCCCGCAUCGUUGCGGUACGAGAGCCACGACAUGAGCGAUGCUCCCAAUGUCUCCGAGUGGGACGAUGGCGACAAUUGUGUUUUGGUGGAAAGUUUGCGGCAGUGCGAUGCCUGGGCCGAACAACAGGAGCAACCCGUUCACGUACAUCACUACUGGAAUCAAUCCCAUGCCGGACUCUUGUACCACCCCAUGGUCGUUGACAUGUUUAUGCAUAGUGUGGCGGGCGAUGAUUAUGAAGAUGGUACUGCUACCGGUACUGGUAGUUUGAGUAGUACUGGUGAUGAUGAUAUUACUAAUAGUGUGAGCACUGGUGGCAUGGCUGGGUCGAAGGCAACUUUGAAUUGA